AUGCUUCAGGGUUUCGAAUGGCACGUGCCAGCUGACCAAAACCAUUGGAAGCGCCUUCAAAUGGCCCUCCCAGACCUGAAAGACAUUGGAGUCGAUAAUAUCUGGAUACCUCCGGGUUGCAAAGGCAUGGAAUCGAACGGAACGGGAUACGACGUUUAUGACCUCUAUGACGUGGGCGAGUUCUACCAGAAAGGCACCCGAGCGACACGAUGGGGCUCUAAAGAGAACUUGCAUGAACUUGUGCAAUCUGCACAAGAUCUCGACAUUGGAAUCAUCUGGGAUACCGUCUUGAACCAUAAAUCCGGGGCCGAUUUCACUGAGAAAUUCCCGGCCGUGAAAGUAGACCCUAAAAACAGGAAUACUGUGAUUUCGAAACCGGAAGAAAUCACGGCUUGGGUGGGAUUUGACUUUCCAGGUCGCCAGGGGAAGUACAGUUCUAUGAAGUAUCAUUAUCAACAUUUUAAUAGCGUGGACUGGGAUGAAUCUCGAAAGCACAAUGCCAUAUACAAGGUUGCCAGCCCUCAGAAAAAGUGGUCCCAGGAUGUCAGCAGUGAACACGGCAACUAUGAUUAUCUGAUGUUUGCCAAUCUGGACCAAAGCCACCCCGAGGUGCGUGCUGACCUCUUUAAUUGGGCGGAAUGGAUUGGAACCGAGUUCGCCCUCAGCGGUAUGCGAAUAGACGCAGCCAAGCAUUACUCUGCUGUAUUCCAGAGGGAUUUUGUGGAUCAUAUUCGAAAAACGGUAGGAGGAAACUAUCUCUUGGUGGGCGAGUACUGGCGAGGAGAGGUGGAGUAUCUUCUGAAUUACCUCAAAAUAAUGGAAGGUCGUGUUUCGCUAUUUGACGUUCCACUGCUGGGGCGGAUCUCAGAAACUUCUCAAACAGAAGGUGGUGAUUUGCGGAAGAUAUUCAAAGGCACAUUGGUGGAACACAGCCCUGGCCACGCCGUGGUAAGAAUAUGCAAUCGGGUACGGCCAUUUACUUUUGCUGAUCUCGGGCGUCACCGUCAGACAUUUGUGGGAAACCAUGAUACUACAACAGUCGUGCCAUUUUUCAAAGAGAUUGCCUAUGCAAUAAUUCUUUUGAGAAAUCAAGGCCACCCGUGCGUUUUUUAUGGUGAUCUAUACGGGCUUCAAGGCGGACCAAAUCCGUUGAACUGUCCAUCUUACAAGGGAAAGCUCCCAAUAUUGAUGCGCGCGAGAAAGUUAUAUGCUUAUGGCGAGCAGCGCGAUUACUUCGACAAAAGAAAUUGUAUAGGGUUCGUGCGAUAUGGAAAUGUGAUGUACCCUUAUGGUCUUGCUUGCAUCAUCAGCAACACUGUUACCACCUACAAGAAGAUGUAUGUGGGGAGACGGCACUCAGGAGAGGAAUGGACAGACAUACUGGAAUGGUGUGUCGAAACAGUCAUUAUCGAUAAUCGCGGUUAUGGGGUAUUCCCUGUGGCUGCGAAGAGUGUGAGCGUGUGGGUACAUGAAAGAGCAUGUGGAAGAAAGAGCCUCACUCAACCCUUGUGA
Messenger RNA from Penicillium cosmopolitanum, 1512 nucleotides. Its product is annotated as alpha-amylase. Gene Ontology annotation, biological process: carbohydrate metabolic process. Lineage: Eukaryota; Fungi; Ascomycota; Eurotiomycetes; Eurotiales; Aspergillaceae. The record is from RefSeq and is a predicted model, not a curated record. The transcript is spliced from 4 exons. Gene Ontology annotation, molecular function: hydrolase activity, hydrolyzing O-glycosyl compounds; calcium ion binding. The coding region runs from base 1 to 1512 and encodes 503 amino acids.